This is a messenger RNA of Racocetra fulgida, 165 nucleotides long. The record is from the annotation of a GenBank genome assembly. Lineage: Eukaryota; Fungi; Glomeromycota; Glomeromycetes; Diversisporales; Gigasporaceae.
AUGCAAAAUUUUUCAGGGAUAAAAACAAUUUUUAUUCACAUGAUUCAUGCUUUUAUACAUGUUGAUAAAAAAUAUACAUUACAAAACUUAAUUACAAAGGGAAUUAUAGUCAAAAGCAAAUGUACCCAAAGCAAAUGUGCCCAAAUCAAAUGGGUUUUUCCUUGA